AUGAUAAAGUUAAUAGUACAAGAUGUAAAUCAAUCACAAGCAUCUUCAUCUUCAUCUAAUGGUAGUUCAUCACAAAGAAGAGGAGUAGCAUACCUUUGUUAUAAACAAAUGCAAACUCUUUCAUUAUCAAUUGGUGAUUUGGUUUUAAUUCAAAGUAUCGAUAGUAGUGAUAGUAGUAUUGAUGAUAGUAAUGAAAAUAAUGGAUGUUUAUUGACAUGUUGGCCAGUUAAAAAGUUAUCUUUAAAUUAUAUAUUAAUUGAUAAUUUUAUAAGAGAUAAUAUUAAAGUCAAUAUUGGAGAUUCAAUUCAAUUGACAAAAAUCAUUUCCUCAUCAUCUGAUAUAAUAUUAUUAAAUGCAUCAACAGUUUAUAUUGAAUGUUUAAACGUUUCAUAUUCAAGUUAUAUUGAACAAUUAAAUCAACAUGGAUUACUGUCAACAUUGGUAUCAUCACAAUUAUCUGGUUAUUAUUUUACACAUGGAAAUACUUUUAAUUGUUGUUUAAAUGGUAGACAAACAAAAUUUAAAAUUAAUUCUAUCGAUAAUAACAGUAAACAACAAAAUAUAUUUUCAAAAAUAUUAGAUCAAACAAAAUUUAAACUAAACAAUAAUCAAAAUAAUAAUCAAGUUAAUAAUAAUGUUUCACCUGUUUCAAUGAUUGGAGGAUUAUCAAAUCAAAUGAAAGAAAUUAAAGAGAUACUUUCAUUGGCAUUUGAAAAGAGAGAAAUGUUGAAUCGAUUUGGUAUUAAACCACCAAGAGGUGUUUUAUUGUAUGGACCACCUGGAACUGGAAAGACAAUGUUGGCAAGAACUGUGGCUAGUGAAAGUGGAUGUACAUUGUUUACAAUGAAUGGAGCUGAUAUUUUGGACAAGUAUUAUGGUGUAACGGAAAAGGCAAUUCAAUCUAUAUUUAGAGAUGCUGCACAAAGAGCACCAUCUAUUAUAUUUAUCGAUGAGCUCGAUGCACUCUGUCCCAAACGUGAUCAAGCUACCACUGAAAUUGAAAAACGUCUUGUUGGAUGUCUACUGACUCUGCUGGAUGGUAUCAAUUCAGAUGAGCGAGUAGUUGUGAUUGGAUGUACUAAUCGACCAGAUGCAUUGGAUGGUUCACUUAGACGACCUGGUCGUCUAGACAGAGAAAUUGAAAUUGGUAUACCAAAUGCAAUCAAUCGACAAGAUAUCCUUGGUAUAAUAUGUUCUCGUAUACCUAAUCAAUUGACACCCGCAGAUAUUGGAUUAGUAGCUAGUAAAACACAUGGUUAUGUUGGUGCAGAUUUGGAAUCACUCGUCAAAGAAUCAUGUUUAAUUAAAUUUCAUAAAUUAAUUAAAAAUGGUGAAAUUCUAAAUGAUAAAGAAGAAGAUAAAGAUGCAUCGUCUCAAUUCUCUGUUGACCUCUCAGACAUGAUGAUUGCAAUGGAAAAGAUUAGACCAUCAUCAAUGAGAGAGGUGAUUGUAGAAGUACCAAAGGUAAAAUGGGAGGAUAUUGGUGGACAAGAUGACAUUAAAGAAAAAUUAAAAGAGGCUAUUGAAUGGCCACUCAAACAUCCAGCCGCUUUUGAACGAAUGGGUAUCCGUCCACCAAAAGGAAUUUUAUUGUAUGGACCACCAGGUUGCUCAAAAACACUGCUUGCCAAGGCGUUGGCAACAGAAUCUGGACUCAACUUUAUUGCCGUCAAGGGUCCAGAACUCAUUAGCAAAUGGGUCGGAGAGUCGGAACGUGCAGUCAGAGAUAUAUUCAAAAAGGCUCGUCAAAACUCUCCAUCUAUUCUCUUUUUCGAUGAAAUGGAUGGCUUGGCAACCGAACGUUCCGGUCAAGGUAGUGGUGCCAUUGAACGUGUCGUAUCUCAACUAUUGACAGAAAUGGAUGGUAUACAACCAUUGACCAAUGUAACCAUUGUAGCUGCAACCAAUCGUCCAGAUAUCAUUGACAAGGCUAUCCUUAGAGCCGGUAGAAUCGAUAGAAUCCUCUACAUUUCACCACCAGACCAAAAAGCAAGAAAAGAAAUUUUUAAAAUCCAUCUUUUAAAAGUUCCUCAUUCAAAUGAUAUUGAUAUUGAUUUAUUAUCAAAUAUUACUGAUGGAUAUAGUGGAGCAGAAGUAACAUCAAUUUGUAAAGAAGCAUCUGUUUGUGCAAUGAAAGAAGAUUUAAAUAUUGAAAAGGUUGAAAUGAGGCAUUUCCAAAGUGCCAUUGGUUUGGUUAAAAAGGGUAUUACAAAGGAAAUGAUUGAAUUUUAUGAUAAUUAUCAAAAACAAUCUAAAUUACAAAAACUAUAA
Molecule: messenger RNA, 2271 nt
Organism: Cavenderia fasciculata
Lineage: Eukaryota; Evosea; Eumycetozoa; Acytosteliales; Cavenderiaceae
Product: AAA ATPase domain-containing protein
Exons: 3
Coding region: 1-2271 (756 amino acids)
Cellular component (GO): cytoplasm
Molecular function (GO): ATP hydrolysis activity; ATP binding
Source: RefSeq, a predicted model, not a curated record